This is a messenger RNA of Echinops telfairi (small Madagascar hedgehog), 1290 nucleotides long. Its product is annotated as serpin B8. The record is from RefSeq and is a predicted model, not a curated record. NCBI's taxonomy places the organism in Eukaryota, Metazoa, Chordata, Mammalia, Afrosoricida, Tenrecidae. The coding region runs from base 70 to 1194 and encodes 374 amino acids. Gene Ontology annotation, biological process: negative regulation of endopeptidase activity. Gene Ontology annotation, molecular function: serine-type endopeptidase inhibitor activity. The transcript has 7 exons. Gene Ontology annotation, cellular component: cytoplasm.
GCCAGCAGCUCCGGAGCAGCGGCAGCAGGAGCAGCGGCGGUGGAUGAACAAGCCUCCAGGUCGUCCCCGAUGGAGCAUCUCUGCGAAGCCAACGGCAGUUUUGCCAUCCGCCUGUUGAAGAUUCUGGGCAAAGAGUCCCCGAGUGAGAACUUGCUCUUCUCCCCCAUGAGCAUCUCCUCUGCCCUGGCCAUGGUCUUGAUGGGGGCCAAGGGGAACACUGCUGCCCAGAUGUCCCAGGCGCUUUGUUUAAAGCAGGAUGGAGACGUUCACCAUGGGUACCAGGCGCUCCUCACAGCCAUCCACACACGUGGCGCUCAGUGCCUGCUGAGAACCGCCAACAGGCUCUUUGGAGAAACAUCGUGCAAUUUUCUGUCAGCCUUUAAGGAAUCUUGUCAGAAGUUCUAUCAGGCAGACCUGGAAGAGCUGUCUUUUGCACAAAACACAGAAGAAUCCAGGAAACACAUCAACGACUGGGUCGCAGAAAGGACUGAAGGGAAGAUUUCGGAAGUGCUGGGUGCUGGCACUGUGGACCCUCUGACGAAGCUGGUGCUUGUGAAUGCGAUCUAUUUCAAAGGGAAGUGGAAAGAGCCGUUCGACCCGAAGCACACACGAGGAAUGCUCUUUAAAACAGGCCAGGGGAAGAAGACCGUGCAGAUGAUGUUUAAGCAGGCCAGAUUCCGGCUGGGCUAUGUCGACGAGGUGCACACGCAAGUCCUGGAGCUGCCCUAUGCUGGGGAGGAGCUGAGCAUGGUCAUUUUGCUUCCCGAUGAGGACGCCGGUCUCGCUGCUUUAGAAGAGGAACUGACCUACGAGAAGCUGCGAGCGUGGACAGACCCCGAGACGCUGACGCCCAGGAAAGCGGACGUGCUUCUCCCGCGACUGAGGCUGGCGGAGAGCUACGACCUGGAGCCCAUCCUUCGGGGCCUGGGCAUGACCGAUGCCUUUGAAGAAGUUAAGGCCGACUUCUCCGGCAUGUCUACCAAAAAGAACGUGCCCGUGUCCAAGGUGGCACACAAGUGCUUCAUCGAGGUCAACGAGGAGGGCACCGAGGCGGCCGCGGCCACGGCCGUGGUUAGGAACUCGCGCAGCGCCCGCACCGACCCACGCUUCUGUGCCGACCACCCAUUCUUGCUGGUCAUCUGCCACCGCGCCACCCACAGCCUGGUGUUCUGUGGCCGGGUCUGCUCGCCUUGAACCGCAGGCCUUGCCACUGUCCACCAGCGCCCUGGGCUUCCGUGCGGGCUCCAGGCUGCGUCCUAAGGUCAAAAUAAAUCUGUGUUCCAGAGCUGA